Molecule: messenger RNA, 4508 nt
Organism: Spodoptera litura
Lineage: Eukaryota; Metazoa; Arthropoda; Insecta; Lepidoptera; Noctuidae
Gene: Stt3A
Product: catalytic subunit 3A of the oligosaccharyltransferase complex
Biological process (GO): post-translational protein modification
Cellular component (GO): membrane
Molecular function (GO): dolichyl-diphosphooligosaccharide-protein glycotransferase activity
Source: RefSeq, a predicted model, not a curated record
AUGACGGUGGAGGUGCAACCUAAGACGAAGCUCCCGCAGCUUUCGUCUGACAAACAACUAACAUUUAUAAAAUUAGCUGUUUUAUCAAUGGCAGCAAUAUUAUCCUUCGGAACACGAUUAUUCUCAGUUUUACGUUUCGAGAGUGUGAUCCACGAAUUUGACCCUUAUUUCAACUACAGAACAACUAGAUAUCUAACCGAGCAAGGGUUCUACAACUUCCACAAUUGGUUUGAUGAUAGAGCAUGGUACCCACUUGGACGUAUCAUUGGUGGUACCAUCUACCCAGGUCUGAUGGUCACAUCGGCCACUCUGUACAACAUCAUGCAGUUCCUGAACAUAACCAUAGACAUUCGGAAUGUGUGCGUAUUCCUUGCUCCAUUCUUCUCAUCACUCACCACUAUUGUCACUUACCUCCUGACUAAGGAGUUGAAGGAUGAAGGUGCUGGUCUCGUGGCGGCCGCCAUGAUUGCCAUAGUGCCGGGCUACAUCAGUCGUUCAGUUGCAGGAAGUUAUGAUAACGAAGGCAUUGCCAUUUUCUGCAUGCUGCUGACAUACUACUUCUGGAUCAAAGCAGUUAACACUGGAACUAUACUUUGGGCUACCAUGACUGCUCUCGCUUAUUUCUACAUGGUAUCAUCAUGGGGUGGCUAUGUGUUCCUAAUCAACUUGAUCCCUCUGCACGUGCUAGCUCUAAUGCUGCUUGGUCGCUUCUCUGCGCGAGUGUACGUGGCGUACAGCACUCUGUACUGUGUAGGAACUAUCCUGUCUAUGCAAAUCUCCUUCGUCGGCUUCCAACCUGUACAGAGCUCUGAACAUAUGCUGGCUUUAGGUACAUUCGGUCUCUGCCAGCUGUAUGCCUUCACCCAAUACUUGCGCGAGCACCUGUCCCCGGCCAACUUCGAGCUGCUAUUCAAAGCGCUGCUCACCACCUUGCUCGCUACUUUAGGAACUGCCUUGGUCGCCCUUACACUUACCGGUAAAAUCUCGCCAUGGACUGGACGUUUCUAUUCUCUACUGGACCCGUCAUACGCCAAGAACCACAUUCCUAUCAUCGCAUCGGUCUCUGAGCAUCAGCCGACUUCCUGGUCAUCAUUCUACUUCGACCUUCAAGUGCUCGUGUUCCUGUUCCCCGCUGGUCUGUACUUCUGCUUCAGUAAGCUGACCGAUGCUAACAUCUUCAUCAUCCUGUACGGAGUGCUCAGCAUUUAUUUCGCCGGUGUGAUGGUGCGUUUAAUGCUAGUGUUGGCUCCGGUCAUGUGCAUAGUGUCAGGAGUUGCGGCGUCCAGUCUGCUCAGUCUACAUGUAAAGGACAUUGAACCUAAAGUUGAGAAACACGAGAAGAAGAAGAAGCAUGAAAAUAAUUUAGUGUUUAGAUCUGAGGUGGGAGCUCUAUUCGUGUGCGUGCUGGGCUGCCUGCUGAUAUCGUACGUGUUCCACUGCACGUGGGUCACGUCCGAGGCGUACUCCUCGCCCUCCAUCGUACUGUCCGCGCGGGCGCAUGACGGCGCCAGGAUUAUUUUCGACGACUUCCGCGAAGCUUACACUUGGCUUAAGAUGAAUACUCCAGAAGACUCAAAAGUUAUGUCAUGGUGGGACUACGGGUAUCAGAUAACAGCGAUGGCGAAUCGGACAGUGAUAGUGGACAAUAAUACGUGGAACAACACACACAUAUCGCGCGUGGGACAGGCCAUGGCGUCUACUGAAGACAAAGCCUAUGAAAUAAUGAGGGAACUCGAUGUUGAUUAUGUACUUGUUAUAUUUGGAGGAUUGGUCGGGUAUUCGUCUGAUGACAUCAACAAGUUCCUGUGGAUGGUCCGUAUCGGUGGCAGCACGGACCGUGGUGCGCAUAUCCGCGAGGCAGACUACUACACUCCCUCCGGAGAGUUCAGAGUGGAUGCCGACGGAUCACAAACUCUACUCAACUGCCUCAUGUACAAGAUGAGCUACUACAAGUUCGGGCUAGUUUAUACUGAAGGAGGUCGGCCGCCCGGUUUCGACCGCGUCCGUGGCGCUGAGAUCGGCAACAAGGACUUUAACUUGGACGUACUAGAGGAAGCUUACACCACUGAACAUUGGCUUGUUCGUAUCUACAAAGUGAAACCGUUGCCCAACCGCGGCGUCUGAGCGUCACACCGCCCCGGUCGGUAAAUACUUAACCAGUACAUGUUGGUAUAACUAAUUACAUUGCUUGAAGAUUGUGGACCAUUUGGAACAGAACGUAAACUUUGUAGCUAAUGAUACUUGUAUGAAAAACGCUAUUUACCUCUUAAACAUAUAUGGAACCUUUGGAAGUAUGAUAAGUAAAAAAACGUUAUUGAAAUGCCUUCCAUGUGUCUAAACUAAACGGCCCUCGUUCGAAGAUAAUAUUAUGUUUUUGUUCUUUUAUUUUAAAUAGGCUACAAAAUAGCAAGACUUUUCCUAUCGAACUAUUCUUAGAAGUAACAACGAAGCAAACUGAUGAACUAAUAAUAGAGGUAAACUCGAGACGUCAUAAGUUUCUUUUAAAAGCAAUGCAACUUAAUAUUCUAGUAGAAAUUACUCUAUAAAUGUUUCAAAUAGUCCACAAUCAAGUAAUAUUUACCGGCCAUCGCGCACGGAAGACACAAAACGAAUGUUAAAUAAGAAAAAGUGAUAAAAAUUGAAUAUAUUUAUAUAUCCUUUAAGACAAUUUAAUUCAAUUGAUACCAACGUGGUUGUUGCAGAAUGUUGAGAUUCUAACUAAACUAGUACUAAAUGAUCUUAUACUGGUAAUCACACGAAAAUAGCACUUAUUGCUACGUUAUAAAAUUGAUGAAAUCUGUUACCACUUACAGCGUACUCAAUUUCAUCAAGCAAUUGCUUUUAUUCUGUCUUCAAAGGAAUUAGUCGUUGUCGCGACAGUCCAGUGAAGACGUAAUUAUCAAUUCCUCAUAAUCCCGCUCAUAAUUCCGUGGCAAAAAGAUUGUAAGCUCUCUCAUUCUCAAUUUAAACAGAGAUGAAGUUGAUAAAUGUGUUUCAAAAUUAUACUUGUAAUAAGGACAAAAAAGUACCUCAUUCCUCAAAAAUAGGGCUUAUUCUCAACUAGCAGUGUUACACUGAACUGUCGCGUCGUGAGAUCGCAGACAUUAGAAUUAGCAACGUUUUUAUAAUUUUUGUAAUAUACUAAGCACUGUGGGAAUGGAAGUUUUGAAAGUUAAGUGUGCUAGACACGCUAUUACCUGUUGAACGUGCAAUCUUUAAUGGAUGUAAUCACUUAUAAAAUAUAUAAUAAGUUACUAAUGAUUGGGCCAAGAUGUUGGAAAUAUGUUUUAAACCCCUAUUUAAACAAAAUUCUAUGAAAUUACCACCCUCUGUAUCUUUUUGUACGUAAAAUGGUGAUGCAUGAAAACAAAAAUAUAACUAAAAUGUUGACAUGAAGGGGUGAACUUAAUAUAUUAUAAUUCUAUUAAAGAAUAUUUGGGUUAUUUAAAUCUAAUUCUAUUAAAAACUAAUUAAAUUGCUAUUACUAAAUGAAACAAUCUUUUUCGUAUACAUGCUGACUUCUGCAGUAACUCAAGUGUUUUUUAUUAAUUACUGUUUUAAUUAGUAAUAACAAUAAGCCAUAGAUAUAGAGAAACUUCAUACUUCCUUAUUUCCUAUAUUUAAGGCUGAAAAUAUGUAUAUAGACUUAUUAUAUAAUAUGCGUGUCUAUGUUCAAAUAAUACCAUUUUAUAUUAGAUAAUUUGUUCAAUUUCAAGUUUUCUAAAUUUCCGAAUUAAAUUCUACAUAAAUACAAUAGAUUUGUUGAGGCAUCUAAUUUAAGUAAGCUGUAGUCACUGCUAGACUUCUUGAUUAAAAGGCUAAGUGUCAAACUUACCCAUAGAUUCUAGAAAAAAAAACAUCUAUGUAGGUAGUCUAUUGCGAAAGGAUGGAACUCUGUGAAUUAUUUGAAUUUAGUUCCUUGCAUUAUUAGCAUAAAAAUAACUUGUUUCGGACUUUCGCAAUAUAUUAUCAGAAACAAACAACGAUUUUAUCCAAGACAUGUUUUAUGAAUGCAAAAUUAGGCAAUGCACGUUACGCUUUACAUUUUUACAUCUAGUUUGUAUUUAAAAAAUGUUAACAGGUUUUUAAAAUGUAUCAAUAGUUUGCAAAACAGUAGAUUUAUUCUUAAUUUGUCUAAUGCCCGUUUUCAGCACACUUCCUUAAAUUUUAAGGAACCCCUAAGCUAGGAUAGGUCGCACUUAACGAAAUUUUGAUUUCACCUUUAUGUGAUACCUAAAGAUAAAGGUAAGGGGUUCGUUAAGGUGCUCACUCACGCUAAGUAUCUCUUAACUAAGAGAUGGUUAAGGGUGUGGUUAGUGGGAAUGGUCAUUACUCUAUUUUAUUUGUAUUAUUAAUGAACUAUAAGAAUGCGCACAAAUAUCAUCCAACAUGUUUUUGUAGUCAGUACUAUCACUUGCCUGAUCUAAUUUGAAUGAGUUAUGGUAAAAUAAGAUGUUGUAUAAAUUCUUCUUUUUUAUUUUUAUUUUAAUUAAAGUUUAUUGAUAAAA